Gadus morhua (Atlantic cod) is the source of this 4093-nucleotide messenger RNA. It is a transcript of the gene dpysl2a, whose product is annotated as dihydropyrimidinase like 2a. NCBI's taxonomy places the organism in Eukaryota, Metazoa, Chordata, Actinopteri, Gadiformes, Gadidae. Bases 316 to 2097 code for a protein of 593 amino acids. Gene Ontology annotation, molecular function: hydrolase activity, acting on carbon-nitrogen (but not peptide) bonds, in cyclic amides. Gene Ontology annotation, cellular component: cytosol; cytoplasm. The transcript is spliced from 14 exons. The record is from RefSeq and is a predicted model, not a curated record.
CGGGGCACUGCGCAUGCGCGGUUCGCCUUCGUAGCUCUCGCUAUCUGCUGCCUGCACAGUCUUCUGGGACCCGUCCCCAUAAAUCCCCCGAAAUAGCGUUUUCUAAAGCUUUAGACCAGCUCACGUUGGCGUCGCAUUCGACCAAUAGCAUCUCCACGUCUGAAAGCUACCGUAACCAGAAGUAUUCCCCCGGGGCGUCGUCUGGUGAGCACCCAGAGCAUCCAAUCCUUCCAUCGGUAGCUAACGCCUCCCGGACGCGCUAGUCCGUGUUACCAAGUGUGGGGAAAAUACAGCCGCAUCCGAGGGGUCGUCAAGAUGUCGGGGUACCAGGGCAAGAAAAACAUCCCGAGAAUCACGAGCGAUCGUCUUCUCGUGAAAGGAGCCAAGAUUGUCAACGAUGACCAGUCUUUCAUGGCAGACAUUUAUAUGGAGGAUGGAGUCAUCAAGCAGCUCGGAGAAAACCUGAUUGUUCCCGGGGGGGUGAAGAUCAUCGAGGCCCACGGGAAGAUGGUCAUGCCUGGGGGCAUCGAUGUGCACACGCGCUUCCAGAUGCCGGACCGAGGCAUGGUCUCCGCUGACGACUUCUACCAGGGCACCCGCGCUGCCCUGGCUGGGGGAACCACCAUGAUCGUUGACCACGUGGUGCCGGAGCGAGGUGUGGGCCUCAUGGCCGCCUUCAACCAGUGGAGGGAAUGGGCCGACAGCAAGUCCUGCUGCGACUACUCGCUGCACGUCGACAUCACCGAGUGGCACAAGGGCAUCCAGGAGGAGAUGGAGAGCCUGGUGAAGGACCACGGUGUCAACUCUUUCCUGGUCUAUUUGGCCUAUAAGGAUGUUUUCCAACUUUCUGACUCUGAGAUGUAUGAGGUGUUCAGUGUGAUCAGAGACCUGGGGGCCAUCGCCCAGGUGCACGCGGAGAACGGCGACAUUAUUGCUGAGGAGCAGCGUCGCAUCCUGGAUCUGGGCAUCACUGGGCCUGAGGGCCACGCGCUGAGCCGCCCAGAAGAGGUGGAGGCGGAGGCAGUGAAUCGUGCGGUCACGGUGGCCAAUCAGACCAACUGCCCCCUCUACAUCACCAAGGUCAUGAGCAAGAGCUCCGCUGAUGUCAUCGCCAGCGCCCGGAAAAAAGGCGCCGUGGUGUACGGGGAGCCCAUCUCGGCCAGCCUGGGCACGGACGGCACCCACUACUGGAGCAAGAACUGGGCCACGGCAGCGGCCUACAUCACCUCCCCUCCGCUCAGCACCGACCCCACCACCCCCGACUAUCUCAACUCUCUGCUCGCCUGCGGGGACCUGCAGGUGACGGGCAGCGCCCACUGCACCUUCUCCACCUCCCAGCGCGCCGUGGGCAAGGACGACUUCACCCUGAUCCCGGAGGGCACCAACGGCACGGAGGAGAGGCUGUCUCUCAUCUGGGACAAGUGUGUGGUGUCCGGGAAGAUGGACGAGAACCAGUUUGUGUCGGUGACCAGCACCAACGCGGCCAAGAUCUUCAACAUGUACCCCCGCAAGGGGCGCAUCGCCGUGGGCUCGGACGCCGACCUGGUGCUCUGGGACCCCGACGUCUCCAAGAUCAUCUCGGCCAAGACCCACAACCUGUCCGUGGAGCACAACAUCUUCGAGGGCAUGGAGGUGCGCGGCGGCCCCCUGGUGGUGAUCAGCCAGGGCAAGGUGGUGCUGGAGGAGGGCGUCCUGCACACCACCGAGGGCUGCGGACGCUACGUCACCCGCAAGGCCUUCCCCGACCACGUGUACAAGAGGAUCAAGGCCCGCAGCAGGCUGACGGAGCUCCGCGGCGUCCCCCGGGGUCAGUACGACGGGCCGGUGUGUGACGUGGCCCCCUCCCCCAAGGUGAUGUCGGCCACGUCCACGGCCAAGACCUCGCCCACCAGGCAGCAGAAGCAGCAGCAGCAGCAGCAGCACCAGCAGCAGCAGCAGCAGCACCACCAGCAGAGCGCUGCGCAGCCCAUGAGGAACCUGCACCAGUCCGGCUUCAGCCUGUCUGGAGCCCAGGUGGACGACAACAUCCCCCGCCGCAGCACCCAGCGCAUCGUGGCGCCCCCCGGUGGCCGGGCCAACAUCACCAGCCUGGGCUAGGCCCCCGACCCCCCCCCCCCCCCUCCCCCGCGACGGCACUGCGGUGCCGACGCGACAGCGGGACUGGCGGCCAACUUAAAACCACUGUCACAUCGCACCUGGUCCGCGCAACAAACUGUUGCGCCCUAACGCACCCGCACCUGCAUCUACCCCUGCAUCUACCCCUGCAUCGACCUCACCCCACCACCUCCCAUCUACCCCCCUCCCCCAAGUAAUAAACCCAUCUCUCCAUCAUCAUGCACUGCACUCAGCCACUGGGUUUGGUUUUGAAUCCUCCGUUUUUGUUUUCUAAGGUGUUAAUUUUUCCAGAAGGCGUGUGUAAAGAGGGGGUUCUGUUUUAAUCUUUCUGUUCAGGUUCUUAACCGUUUUUUUUUCUUGACGAUAUUGUUUACAUUUAAAUAUUAUUUUGCGUGUACGUCAUGUAGUUGCCUUCUUGGUUCGAAAGUUAAAAAAAAUGAUGAAAUAUCGAGUCAGUGAAGGGAAACAUUUUGUGUCACCGUGGUUUGAACAAAAGAAUGUGUUUUUAAUAUUCUCUUGUCUUGUUCUAUUUAUAUGUUUAUUUAAGUACAACUUCCUCUUUCAAUCAAACGUAGGACCAACAAAAAUGUGCUGAAAUUGUGAACAAUCUGAAACUUUCGUUGACCUGUUAUUGAUCUUACAAUGGUGUCUAGACAGGCCAUGUUUUAUUGACUUUAUUCCCCCUGGUACCUAGUUGUGGUUUUCUUUAGUUAUAAUCGUGACGUUUGUUUUGUUGUUGAGCCAUGUUGAAACCAUAGUCGUGUUGUAGUGCAUGGGUUGCACUGAAAGAUGGUAUUCUAGCAUUACAUUUACAGUUAAACUCAACUUAACUCUUUAUUAUGAACCUGUGACCACAAAAAAAGGCACAUUAUUGAUUUUUAGCAGCAUUUUUUUUAGCAGCAUUUCAGGGCAUUCACUUUUCUUAUGUUAACUCGUUUUGUCUUUCUAUUCCAGCUCAGAGACCAUAAGCUUGAGCUCUGUGCGUUUCCAAACCCCACACACGUGUGUUCAUAGUGACAUCCCAACAAAACCAACACACAGCACCGAGCGCUCACCUAGUUUGCCAACCACGCUCUCUGCACCUGGUGCUAUACAACCAAUGCUGUGUCUGUUCAGAGGACAGAUAAGUUGAUCCUAACGAACCCGCAUCCACAUGAGCAGGUGCUACGUACCCAUCACUUUCCGGUCAUAAAACCUCCGUAGUUUUUGCAUCUGAUCCCCAAUGGUGAAUAUGUUUGUUGAGAGGUCGCAGGGGGCUUUGAUUUGUGUCGGAUACGACUAUUAUUAUUAUUGAUAUGUUUUAAGGAUAUUCGUUGAAACCUAAUUACUUGCCUGCCUAUUCUAUAAGAUAUGAUAGCACACUGCAAGACUAGACUCAUGCAUCUAUGAAGGUUCUGCGAUAGAAUUGGAGAAGAAAAACGUGCGCUUUUAAAAAGAGAUAAAAAAACAACAACCUGAUGAAAGGUGCUUCUGUUUGUAUAUGAAUCCAUUCCAGUGUGCUGCUGAUGUGUCCGUUGUUCUCGAUGAAAUCGUUGAUAGACUAGCGGCUCUUACGAGCCCUAUUAGUGUUGUGAAUGAAAUUCAGAUAUCCGAUAGUCCCUCGCUCCUUUGCUUGAACUACGUUGUUGACUCCCAGUCCUGUGUGCGGUAGUAUCAGUGACCACCAAAAGAACCCCCGGCUGUUGCUUCUGCCAGGCUCUGCUUCAACCCGUCUACCAAUACUUUAUUUAUCGCCACGUCAAGUGUUGGUUUCCAAAGCCACGGUAGUAAGACGCCAGCAGGGUUUUCUGUUUUUGUUAUGGUUUUUCAGUUUUUGAUGUUGAGCACCAUUGUCACACUCUUCCAAACUAGUGAUAUACUCUUGGUUAUGUAUGUUAUGUAGACAAAUCAGAAUUUGGGGGAGAUCCUAGCUCCCCAACGUUAUUAUUCGAUCCAGUCUGUGUUAACUUCAGUGGAUUAAAAAAUACAGUAAAUACCA